AAUCGAAGCGUAGCUUAAAGCUGUUGCGUGUUCUCCACAUUGUAGUGUCAUUCGUGAUAUCGAGAUGGCGUCACUAGUAAUUUUUAUUCUUAUAUUUCAAAGCGUAGCAGGAAAGGAACAGCCCAGAAGUGAUAGUAUUUUACAUCAUUUGAAUUCAGGAAUAAAAUUCGCUAAGGAUUUUUUGGGAUCAGAAUCAGUAGCGUUGAAGGUGGCAGAUUUUGUCGUUCGCGCAUUCCAACCUACUUCUUCGAUAAGGAACAAACGACCAAUACCCGAUAGUUCUAAUGAAUACAGUAAUGAAAAUUAUUCUGAAGAAAAUAUUAAUUACAACAUGCAUGAAGUUCCUAACACCAUGUCACCAAUACGCCACUUGGUGCGUUUAUUGGGUCUUCAGCCAAAGCAAAUCAGCGCUGUCGCCGUCAAUGCUCUUAUAUUUGUCGCUCAAAUGAUCACAACAUUCUUAGCAGGACCAAGACGUCAGAACAAGUCACAUCGAUCAGAAGAUUUUACUGAGUGGAUUCUAAAUAAAAAUUCACGAAAACUCCAAGACCUUUUAGCAACAGCUAAAAAUGACUCUUUACCAAACAUGAUCGAGGAUCUUAUUCUAGAACACGAAUCUAAGGAAGAAACUAGUUGCAUUCGACUUUUCAUUUGUAAAAUAACGCCAUUUGUAAAUAAAAUGCAAGAAGCAGUUUUUGGUGAGAAAACUGAUAAUCGUGAUUUUACGCAGGGUACAUCUUUCAUGUACAGACAUUUGCCAACGAACGACGAAUUUAAUUCUAAAAGCGAGAUUUGUGAACAAAAGUAUAAAGAUUGUAAAUUGUAUGAAUAAAAUGUUAUGAUUAUCUUUGAUUAGUGAUUACCUUCUGACUUAUUUUUAAGACAUGAAUAGUCCAAACCUGUGAAAGUUAAAUUAAUUAUUGCCUUUACUUUCAAAAUGUAUUAAAUCACAUAUACUUUUAUGAA
Molecule: messenger RNA, 966 nt
Organism: Melitaea cinxia (Glanville fritillary)
Lineage: Eukaryota; Metazoa; Arthropoda; Insecta; Lepidoptera; Nymphalidae
Exons: 3
Coding region: 65-832 (255 amino acids)
Source: RefSeq, a predicted model, not a curated record